CGAAGACACGAAUUUGUGGAGAAUUUAUUUGGAACAGCAGACGACGUGGGGCCAACUGCUUAUUUGCCAAGACUUGAGGUGUUAUUAGCAAAAAAACAGAGGGAGAUUGGUAGCCUGUUUGUUGUCGCGAUACAACAGUUUCGUUUCGAAUAAGGUAGUCAAGAAAAACGCCGGAAACGCGCAAACAGAGGAACCGUGAUUAAAUGGCUCCGCUGAGCAAGCUCAAUCUAAAGGCUGGAUUCGGGAGUACCAGGAAUCUUGGUUCUCGAACAAGUUCGAACGACUUUGCAGACUUCGAUGCUCUUUCAUGUCCCAACACGUUUGACGACGAUCCAACUGUCGAUGAGUUCUUUGAGCAGCGUCAAGCCAAGGGUCUCGUAGCCGGCAUUGUGGGACCUUUACAACAGCUCCCGCGAUCGCAAGCAUCACAAGAACAGCAACGAAAAAGUCAAUUUCCAGAAAAGACGAAAAUUCCACCGAGAAAUCAGACGAUUGAGCUAAGAUCGAUCAGCAAGUCUGUAGUUCGGAUAAAGUCGCCCGCGCCCAUUAGCGAUCCCGUUUUGCCCAACAAAGAACGCCAAGGUUACUUUUCUAGCGUAAAUGAUCUUUCGUCUACACAAGCAAAAACUGCCGAUAAACAUCGUACGAUAGCGGCUGCUUUAGCGGAGUCAGCCCGAAAAGGCAUUCAAAGGCGUAGUCAGAGCAUCCGUGAAAAGAUCAUGUUUCGACGGCCACCUCCUGAGAAACCAAUUCCGCCAGAAGAUCAGCAGGCGAAAAAUAGCGCUUCAAAGGAGCUGACACCGGUAACUCCGCUCGCACUAUUAGCCCGUCCACGGACGCCUCCAAAAACGCGCCUCAAACGCAUCACUCGACCGGGACCUGGUAAUACCCUAGUGAACCCAUUAUGCCUUCCUGAAGAUAGAAUCGAUACUGCCUGCAAACAAGCAACGCACGGCUAUCGAGUUAUCCCGCAGCCCAGGACCUUGACACAGAAGGUCUUGAAACGCCAUGUUUUAGGCCGAUGGUCUCUUCCAAUGGCGUCCGCUCUUGUUGAAGAGGUAGAUCCUGACGAAAAUGAUGGAAAAAUAGACGUAACACCACUUCUUACCCGUCCAGCUCAUGGGAAGAAAAAGAUUAUACCAGCGCAAAACAACAACAACCUCAAGAAAGCACCUACCCCCAACUCAUCAAUGGUUCGUGCCAACUCGCUCGUGGUUCUUACCCCAAAGCGGAAGAAGUCGCUGGUCAAAGGAAUACGUAUUCAAUUUAACCAUAGAGAUUCGCUCCGCAAGCUUUCUUUGAGGAAAACGAUAAUAGCUGGAAAGCAGCCCGUAUUGCCGUCGAAAAAGAAGCCUAUCUCUAGCAAAACACGGAACCCCUACGCCCACAUAAAGAGCAAAGUCGGAGAAGUUUUCCGUUCAGUGCUGCCGAAACGAGAUGCUGCGCCUGAGAAGCGUCCUGCGAAAGAGAGGCUGAACAUGUCGAAGUUGAAUACGACUUCCGGUUUCUCAUGUGCGAACUGCUCCACGGUCUCUGUACCUAGUUUUUCUACUGUAAUGGCAGGAGCUAGCUCAAUAAAAAAGCGGGUCCCAUCAAAACUUCGUCAAAGUCCGUCUAUAACUUCGCCGGCGUCAGCUUUCGGCGGAAACGGCAGUUACCGCAAUCCAAACCCGCCGGGAAAAACACUCGCGCAGCUUGUGAAGGACUUUCAUCGCACCCCGCCAAGAUUUCGAUCUCAACGAACCGAUACUCGAUUUGUAAAGAGAACGUUCAUCUGAACGAACAGCGCUGCUCAAUUUGACAGCGAUUGUCACAUUGUAUUGUACGGCGCUAUACGCCUCGAGUUCGGUUUAAGCCAUUGCUUGUAAUCGUAACACGAGGGACUUCCUUAAAAUGAUGGUAUACAUAGAAGACUGAAAAAAUAGCUAAUUGUUCAACGUGACAGUGACUCAUGUUUAACGGCAUCAUCGUUGCAAGUUGUCCUUUCAUUAAUGGAACUUUUUUGGUUUUUUUUUUGUGUAAUAUAUUGUGUUUAUACGGGUUAGUUUCGAAUACGUUUGCGAUAAGCGAGUUGAGUAAAAAUUGCACAUUUAUAUAAUAAUGUGUUGUUUACAUAACGAUCACCUUU
This is a messenger RNA of Varroa destructor (honeybee mite), 2128 nucleotides long. RefSeq lists its product as uncharacterized. NCBI's taxonomy places the organism in Eukaryota, Metazoa, Arthropoda, Arachnida, Mesostigmata, Varroidae. The record is from RefSeq and is a predicted model, not a curated record.